This is a messenger RNA of Endocarpon pusillum Z07020, 1527 nucleotides long. RefSeq lists its product as uncharacterized. Gene Ontology annotation, molecular function: transmembrane transporter activity. The transcript has 3 exons. Gene Ontology annotation, biological process: transmembrane transport. Lineage: Eukaryota; Fungi; Ascomycota; Eurotiomycetes; Verrucariales; Verrucariaceae. Bases 1 to 1527 code for a protein of 508 amino acids. Gene Ontology annotation, cellular component: membrane. The record is from RefSeq and is a predicted model, not a curated record.
AUGGGCCAUAACCAAAUCCGCUUCCCGCAGGUAAACGAGCAUGAUGUUGAGACAGCAAUGAUGUUUUCGACCGAAGCCGCUGACCCAGAUGGUGAGCGCCGACCACUACUCGCUGAACAGGGCAAAGAUCCUCACUUGGUGGUCUUAACCGGCCCCCAUGACCCCUUGGAUCCGCUGCAUCUCCCGCCAUGGAGAAAAUGGUUCUGCGCCAGCAUCCUGGGAGCAAUGACCUUUGCAGCAACCUUUUCAAGCUCGGUUUUCAGUGCGGCUGCCAGGGUGACUGCUCAGGAAUUCGGAGUGGCGCCCGAGACCAUGGCUCUGGCAACAUCGCUUUACGUUAUUGGCUUCGCAACAGGACCGGUUCUGAUGGGCCCGGCGUCGGAAUUGUACGGGCGCAAAACGCCCUUCUUUGUCGGCUAUCUGGGAUUCAUUCUCAGUCAAGUUCCCGUUGGACUGGCUUCGAAUGUGGAGACCGUCCUGCUCUUCCGCUUCCUCGGCGGCGUUGCCUCGUCAGCAUCUCCAGCCAUUGUGGGCGGAUAUCUGGCCGAUUUCUUUCCUCCCAUCGAGCGCGGGGUUGCAGUCGCCAUCUUCGCUGCAACCACCCUGAUCGGUCCUUCUGCCGGUGCCAUCAUCGGGGCAGUCGUGGUACAAAGCUCCCUCGGUUGGCGCUGGACUGCUUGGUUCUCGAUGAUAAUGGGUGUCGUAUUCGGCGCAGUUGGGCUUUUGGUCUUGCCCGAAACCUACGUGCCCGUCCUCCUGAAGAGAAAGGCCCGGCAACUUCGGUUCAAAACCAAGAAUUGGGCGCUACAUUCCAAGCUGGAGGAGACUCCUGUUGAUUUUAGAGACUUUGUUGUUCGCUAUCUCAGGCGACCGUUUCUCAUGCUUUGUCUAGAGCCUAUACUGCUUUUGAUGACGUUGUAUAUCUCAUUCACAUUUGGCAUGGUCUAUCUACUGUUUGUGGCCUAUCCGAUCAGUUUCGUCCAGCAGAGAGGUUUUGAUCCGGUUGUCGGAGCACUGCCUUUCAUUGCUAUUAUCAUUGGCAUCAUCAUUGGCUCCGUGUCUGUUGUCUAUUAUACGUUAACAAUCAUGAGGCAGAAGUUGGUCCAAAAUGGCCAAGUGGUACCUGAGGACCGUCUCCCUCCGAUGAUCGUCGGUGCUUGUCUGCUUGCAGUUGGCUUGUUUUGGUUUGCUUGGGCGUCCUCCCCCACCAUGAACCCGUGGCCGCAGAUCAUUGCCGGUGUGCCCAUUGGGAUUGGAGUACAGGUCGUUCUGCUGCAGUCAUUAGCAUAUCUUAUUGAUAUUUAUACCACCAACGCCAAUUCGGCCAUUUCAGGCACCGUCAUCGUGCGCUCUUUGAUUGGCGGUGGCUUUCCUUUAUUCGCCGUCCCUAUGUAUCAACGGUUUGGGGUGUUCUGGGCUUCAAGCUUCCUCGGCAUCUUUGCGGUUCUGUUCGUCCCCAUCCCUAUCCUUUUUUAUUUCUAUGGAGCGAAGAUUCGCUCCUUCAGCAAAUACGUUCCCCAGCUAUAA